CAGAAACAGCUCGUCAACCACCUCGGUAGCUUGCUAGCCAACAUAGCCGAAGGAUUCAAGCUAUUUAUACUCUUUCGGUGUAUAUUAGCUACUGUGUUUUAGCCACAUUUCUGUCGUAUCUACUUGUUAACCUAUUUAAUUUAAUAUUACGUUAUUUUGUAUUAGUCAGCUAUAGUAUCUGGCUGGUUAAAUUAGCACUAGCCUAGUCGCUAAUGAUAGCUAGCUAGCUAACAUCCCCGACCAUGAGCUCCCUAAACUACUCCCCUCUUGUUAAAGAAGAGGGGGUCUGCUGGACGGAGAAAGAAGCUCUGGGGCUAAACAUUGUCGUGAAAGAGGAGGAGGAUGUCAAAGUUAAAAAAGAAGUAGAGGGUGACGCUGUUACAGUGAAAGAAGAAGAGAAAGACGUUACAGUGAAAGAAGAGGAAGACGCAUUCAGAGUGAAAGAGGAAGAGGAUGUUACAGUGAAAGAAGAGGCGGAAGAGAAAGAGGUGGAUGCAGUUUUUGGAGUGAAGAAGGAAGGGGAGAUUACUGUCACAUUGAAAGAUGAAGAGGUGGAGGUAGGAGAUCUGAUUAACACCAGAGAGAGACGGGACUAUCGUGGAUCCUCUGGGGAGCUUCAACAACCUCAUGAUGCUGACGAGGCAGAGAAGAGUCUCUGCAGAUCAGGACACGUCAAGAAACACCAGCAGAGAUCCAAAGGAAAGAAAACUCACCGCUGCUCUGACUGUGGGAAGAGUUUUGUUUUCUCAGGACAAUUAAAAUCACACCAGAGAACACACACAGGAGAGAAAUCAUAUAGCUGUGAUCAAUGUGGGAAGAGUUUUACUACAUUUAACAAUCUGAUGAUACACCAGAGAACACACACAGGAGAGAAACCUUAUAGCUGUGAUCAAUGUGGGAAUAGUUUUGUUUCAUCUGGCCUUCUGACUGUACAUCAGAGAAUACAUACAGGAGAAAAACCAUAUAGCUGUACUCAAUGUGGGAAGAGUUUUACUCAGCUAAGCAACCUGAUAUCACACCAGAGAAUACACACAGGAGAGAAACCUUAUAGCUGUACUCAAUGUGGGAGGAGUUUUACUCAGUCAACAAGCCUGAUAUCACACCAGAGAACACACACAGGAGAGAAACCUUAUAGCUGUGAUGAAUGUGGGAAGAGUUUUGCUACAUCUAGCAAUCUGACACUACACCAGAGAACACACACAGGAGAGAAACCUUUUAGCUGUGAUGAAUGUGGGAAGAGUUUUACUACAUCUAGCAAACUGACUCUACACUACAGAACACACACAGGAGAGAAACCUUUUAGCUGUUCUCAAUGUGACAAGAGAUACUAUGAUAAAUGUUCUCUGAUUACACAUCAGAAAAUACAUGCAUGAAGGAGUUGUUUCAUGAUAUCAAUGAAAUUAUGUCACAAUGCAGAAUGUUUUAACAUUGUAGUGGGAGUAUUUUAAUGACGUCACAAUAUAGAAUGUUUUGCCAAUGCAGAAGGAGUAUUUCAAUGAUGUCACAAUGUAGAAGCCUAAAUGUUUGUCCCUUGUUCUAUUGAUAUUAGCCUCAGGGGGGAAAUCCAGGCUCUGAAUUGAAAGAGUACUAUUUAUUUGAUUUAACAAAAAGUGAGUAACAAAAAAGUACUGUCUUACACUUACCGUGUUGGUGGCCCACUUUAAUCACAAGUUACACUCGAAUAAAAAUGUAGCUAGAUGUUUUCUACAAAUUGUCCUCUAACCAGGGAUGUACACAUUACUCCCAGAUUCCAUGUGGUUUUUGAGCUGUUCGUUUUAACAGGACGUGCAACCUCAUCUCCCUCCUCUCGGCACAAUUGAUUUCAACAUGAUAUCAAUGAGUGAUGACAAAUAAGUGUUGCGCUUAUUUGUUUAGCGACCCCUUCAUUUAAAUGCAUCACUCCCAAAUGUAGCUGACUGUCUUCUGCAGAUUGUCCUCUAACCAGUGAGGUGAAAGAUAUCUCCCAUUUCCAUGUGUUUUUUUAGUUGUGUUCAUUUCAACAGCACGUACAACCUGAUCCCCCCCCC
Messenger RNA from Salvelinus fontinalis (brook trout), 2027 nucleotides. RefSeq names its product gastrula zinc finger protein XlCGF17.1-like. The record is from RefSeq and is a predicted model, not a curated record. The transcript is spliced from 2 exons. Gene Ontology annotation, biological process: regulation of cytokine production; negative regulation of transcription by RNA polymerase II; regulation of immune system process. Lineage: Eukaryota; Metazoa; Chordata; Actinopteri; Salmoniformes; Salmonidae. Bases 243 to 1373 code for a protein of 376 amino acids.